This is a messenger RNA of Alosa sapidissima (American shad), 3336 nucleotides long. RefSeq names its product potassium inwardly rectifying channel subfamily J member 2a (gene kcnj2a). Gene Ontology annotation, molecular function: inward rectifier potassium channel activity. The coding region runs from base 427 to 1737 and encodes 436 amino acids. The record is from RefSeq and is a predicted model, not a curated record. The transcript is spliced from 2 exons. NCBI's taxonomy places the organism in Eukaryota, Metazoa, Chordata, Actinopteri, Clupeiformes, Clupeidae. Gene Ontology annotation, cellular component: plasma membrane. Gene Ontology annotation, biological process: potassium ion import across plasma membrane; regulation of monoatomic ion transmembrane transport.
UCAUAUCAGAACCGUGAAAGUUAGUUUUCUCUUACAUCCAGUUCAAAAUACGGCAGAUAUGAGACGUCUGUAAACAUAGUGUGGAUAGCGGAACAACCCUACUGGUGGGAUAUACUCGAUAUCGAUCCUUACUGAUCCACAAAUGACAAACAGGAUACCCAAUUGAUGAGGCCCAAGGAACGGACGAGAGAGGACUAGCUGGCCACCUCCGCCCCCCCCGCAGACCUUCCUGUCUCACCGCAGGCCGAUAAAAAAAUAGAGCGAGAGCAGAGCGACGCCAUUAGCGUCCGGCUCUUUUUGCGCCACUGUUUCCUGCUUGUGUUGGUCCCCGGGAGCGUUUCAAAACUGUUUCUCCAACGCUUUUUCCAGAAACUCAGACUGUUUUCCAGAGCAGAAGCAGCAGCUCAGCCCUCCCCGACAGAGGUGAUGGGAAGCUCGCGGCCCAACCGCUACAGUAUUGUGUCAUCCGAGGAAGACGGCAUGAAAUUGGCCACCAUGGCCGUGCCCAAUGGCUACGGCAACGGCAAGAGCAAAGUGCACACGCGCCACCCGGCGCACAGCCGCUUCGUCAAGAAGGACGGCCACUGCAAUGUGCAGUUCGUCAACGUUAGCGAGAAGGGUCAGCGCUACCUGGCCGACAUCUUCACCACCUGUGUGGACAUCCGCUGGCGCUGGAUGUUCGUCAUCUUCUGCAUGGCUUUCCUCCUGUCCUGGCUCUUCUUCGGCUGCAUCUUCUGGCUGGUGGCCAUCCUGCAUGGCGACCUGGACAACGGCAGCGGUCAACUAAGCGGCCAGCGGUGCGUGUCCAACGUCAGCACCUUCACAGCGGCGUUCCUCUUCUCCAUCGAGACGCAGACCACCAUCGGGUACGGGUACCGCUACGUCACGGACGAGUGCCCAGUCGCUGUCUUCAUGGUGGUCUUCCAGAGCAUCGUGGGCUGCAUCAUCGACGCCUUCAUCAUCGGCGCGGUCAUGGCCAAGAUGGCCAAGCCCAAGAAGCGCAACGAGACGCUGGUGUUCAGCCACAACGCUACGGUGGCCAUGAGGGACAACAAGCUGUGUCUGAUGUGGCGUGUGGGCAACCUGCGCAAGAGCCACCUGGUGGAGGCUCAUGUCCGUGCCCAGCUCCUCAAGUCCCGCACCACGGCCGAGGGCGAGUUCAUUCCCCUCGACCAGAUGGACAUUGAUGUGGGCUUCGACAGCGGCGUUGACCGCAUCUUCCUCGUCUCCCCCAUCACCAUCGUCCAUGAGAUCGACGAGGACAGCCCGUUCUACGACAUGAGCAAGCAGGAGCUGGAGACGUCCGAGUUCGAGAUCGUGGUCAUCCUGGAGGGCAUGGUGGAGGCCACGGCCAUGACCACCCAGUGCCGCAGCUCCUACCUGGCCAGCGAGAUCCUGUGGGGCCACCGCUUCGAGCCCGUCCUCUUCGAGGAGAAGAACUACUACAAGGUGGACUACUCGCGCUUUCACAAGACCUACGAGGUGCCCAGCACCCCUCUGUGUAGCGCGCGGGACUUGGCAGAGAAAAAAUACAUCCUGUCCAACUCCAACUCCUUCUGCUACGAGAACGAGGUGGCCCUGCUGAACAAAGAAGAGAAGGAGGAGGCGAACAUGGGUGGGGUGGGAUUGGAGGGCACCCACACGGAUACGAUUUCGCUGAACAUUACAGAGUCGGAGCACAACCAGGCCACUCUGCCUCUCGAACCGCGGCCACUGCGGCGAGAAUCUGAAAUAUGACUUUUCCCAGACCUCCUGAUGAAGGUUUUUUUUAAGCAGUCACCCUUUGUUCAAAAAGGCACAAUGAGAGCUGAAUAUAGGGCCCUUCAGGGGGGUGGAGAGAUCCAAGCUGACGGUACUGCUGUGAUAAAGGUUUUUUUGAGAAGGAGCUAUCUGUCAUAAGAGGGUUCACAGGAAAACGCAUGGCAAAACAAAAUACAGCACAGAGACAUGGCACCAUGACAGAAGAGCAUGCAAACGAGCAAAAGCAGUUAUAAAAAAAUCUGUAAAACUACUUUUGUUUAGACAGUUGAUUCUGUGUCACAGAUAGUGGUAGAGGUGAGAGAUGGCUAGCAAAACUUGAAAAAAAAAAAACAACAACACUCACACAAGCAUGUCAUCUUGUUAAUCUGACCAGCAACAACCAGAACAAUGUCAAUUAAGAUAAGCAUUUUAUGAUCACUUCAUUCAAUUUGUUGUCUUUCAGUGUCACUGUGGAGAAAAAAAGGUAAUUUUACAGAGGGAACAAUUUACUGAAUCACACUGAGCUGAAGCAUCCACUGUGGUCAGCAGGCACUGGGGCAUAUUUUGAAUGUUUCAUACUGUUUGCUGAAACCACAGACAGUUUUAUCAUUAUUAUUAUUUUUUUUUACGUAGCAUGUUUGCACAUUUAUUGACCCCUAGACAGAGCUCUGACAUAUAAUUAAUUAUUACAUAAAUGCUGCAAUUCAGUUCUAUGAAUCAGCGUUCUAUUUCACAGAAGGUGGAAGAUUCUUCUCCAUAUUUUCCAGGGAAAGUGCAAAUGACUAAGGCCCUGGGCUUCAGAUAUGCAAUUGUUUUGUUUGUCGUGUUGGGGGCAAUAGGGAUUCUGGAAAAGACACAAUUGUUUGGAAAACACACAGGCAAUUUUAUCCUUUUCUUUUUAUUAGAACCAGUUUCCUAGCAGAGCCUAUAUUGCCAAGUGGAACAAACCUUUUUUUUUUUCAAAGAUAAACAUUACACCUGAAAAACAGGAAAUACAAGGAAAACAAUCAUGUGUCUGCAAGUACUAUCGAAGAUCAUCAGUUUUUUUUUUAAACUUAACUGAAAAAGGUUGCAUAAAUGUGUUGUUCUUAUAAUGGGCUGGUCUCAUUAAGGACUGAAAUAUAUGAAAAAGGUGGGACAAGGUUUUCUGGUUUAUCCCGUAAACCUGUACAUUAUUUAAUGUAGCAAGACACUGCACACGCUUCCAAGCAUGUGCACACAAAAUACCUUAAACACAUAUGUUAGUAUCAACUCUAAACAGAAAGAUGGGAUGCCAGUUUCUGAGCUUGAGAUAGCCACUGUAUCCCUGCCUAAGAGUCUUCACACAUGACCAAUGGUCAAAUUAUGAACAAUAUGUCUGAAAAUAUAAUCAUUCAUGGAGGUAUGAUGAUCUCGGUUAUUUUGUUCGACAUCCGUAGAUAUUUAGAUUCAAUAUGGUGAUAUUGGUUAUUGCUGGUCAAAUAGACAGAGACAUACCUGUUGAAGAUGAUGCAUCAGACAGGGUCAUAAGUUAAGAGUGAACGAAGCACAGAUAACAACAAACCCAAUAGGGUAAAAAAGAGACAAAAAAAAAAAAAUGUGUGAAAGAAUGUUUUA